Messenger RNA from Passer domesticus (house sparrow), 6752 nucleotides. It is a transcript of the gene BEND2, whose product is annotated as BEN domain containing 2. The coding region runs from base 1464 to 3431 and encodes 655 amino acids. The transcript is spliced from 13 exons. Gene Ontology annotation, molecular function: DNA binding. NCBI's taxonomy places the organism in Eukaryota, Metazoa, Chordata, Aves, Passeriformes, Passeridae. The record is from RefSeq and is a predicted model, not a curated record.
GCAAUUGUGAGCUAAUCUUUAUUAAAUAAAUAAAUGUGCACAGUGAUGUGUUUGUUGGUGCUUCUCCUUUGUCCUCAAUUCUUCAGUUUCCUGAUUGGCUUUGUUUGUAACUCAGUAAUCUUAGCAAAUACUAAGCCUGUACUAAUCCCUGCCAUUAGAAAAAAUAUUACAUUAAUAAUAUUGUUCAAUUAAAAGGUGCAGUAUGAGCUCCAGUCUUAAUAAACACCAAAGGUCUUUAUGUGAGAGUGGUUUUACCUUGACUUUCAGUGAUUUUAUUAUCUCAGUGAUCUAAAUAUGACAUGUAAAGGUACAGGAAAUCUGGCUUUGUUAUUUUGCUUCUCUCCAUAGUAAUUGGUUUGUAUGAGCUGAACAUUAGUUUUUGUUGUCUUCUUAGUUUGUUGCAAAUUCUGACAGCAGCACUCUAAAUUAACUGUUUCAGUGUUCAGAGACUUUUGUUAAGCAUUUUAUCUCUGGUAGAGUAUUCUGGUGUCUCUGAUCCCUGAUAACAUAUCUAGAGGAAGGACAAAAUAAUCAGAAGUAUGCUAAAUUCAAGGAUGUGACUUAAGGUAGGGGCUACGAUUUUUUUCUGAGUGCAGUACUUAAAAAUCUUUGUAAAAUCUGGUUUGACUUACACAGAGCUUCCAUGGCUGGGUGUUUCACCUGGGCGUGUUGAGAUAAUGUUUGCAGAAAUAGAGGUGUAACUGAACUCAUAGAAAAUUAAGAAAACCCACCAGAUUUCUAUGAAAAGUUUUUAAUGAUUUUGCAAGCUCUCUAGAAACUCUGCAGUAGAGGUUGAGAUAGGAUUUAGUACUCAUUGGUGCUUUCAGCCAUCUCUUUCAUCAAUCUCCCUUUACCAUUCUAUGCUUGAUGAUCACUUACAUUUGUGUUUCUGCAACUAGUGAGAGCAUUCAUCAGGUAAUGUCUCAUUCAGUACAAGUCCUUUCUUAUUCCACUGGCUUAUGUGAUGUGUUUUAUUGGUAACAUACUUGGGGAAAGAAAAAAAUAGUCUGUCAUCUUGUCUUCAGACUUCAGCUGAUGCAUCAGAUCUGGUUGUAUUUCUCUGCUUCUAGUUGUUAUUGUCAUAAAUGUGCUUGAAACUCUCAGUUGUGUCUGCAGUGAAAUAGAGUUUAUAGGCAGAUGAUUACUUGGACUUGUGAUGGGAUGAUAGUAACCCUGAAAGGCACUGCUGUCCCUGGGCUCUCCCUUGUGUUAGCUCACUUUUUUGUGUGUGUCAGCACAAGUGUCAUGCCAUAAACAGUGCAGGAUCUAAUUACAAUCCAAGUCUAGGCUAGCUGUCUCUCCUUUUGUGGCUUACUUUUAACCCAGACAGCUGAUGAAAACUGGCCAAGAACUGUUCUCCCAUUGGCAGCCUAAGCAGCAUAUCCUAGAGUGUGUCCUCAGCUAAACUCCUUUGUACAGAUUAUUUGUGUGUGAAGGCUGAGGAGGAGGAUGAAGCACUGAUUAUGGACCUUGGAGACAGCGGGCUGUCCACACAAAGCUGCAUGCCAUUGCCACAGAACUCUGAAGCAAACAGUGCUGUUCACCACAUGAGUCAACUUGCCUAUGGAAAUGAAGGCUUGCCAGUGCUUGCAGAUCUAACAGCCUCACAAAUGGGUCAUUCUGCAAUGAUGCAGAGAGGAAAUGGUCACAGCCCUGAGAAAAGGGAUUUUGUGGUUUUGCGUAAUAAAAGAAAGCGAAUUUCUCCUGCUGUAGUGGAACACAGUGUGAUGAGAACCAGGGAAGAAGAAUAUGAAGAUAAUGACAGUGUCAUUUAUGAGUAUGAACCUGACUAUGAAUGUGAAAGCGUUUUAUCUGAAGCUUCUUAUACUGGAUAUCAACAGAAUCCUCUUAUGGAGGUCCUCAGUUAUUGCCAGGCCAUGUAUGAUGCCAUUCAGAAACUGGAUAAAAAAUUUGAUCUGCUUCAUCGCAAGGUCUCGGAAAUGCAGCAUACUCGUAUAAAGCCAUUCUUGCUCAAACCUAAACCAGUUGGAUUUACAUACAGAAGUUCCAGUCAUUUGCCUUCAGGAAAAAUAAGAGUACAAAAACCCAUGGAAAGAGAUUUAAGUCUUCAUCGUUCUUCAUCAGGCCAGGGAAGGCAUAGCCCAGUUGUAAGGAUUGCUUUGCAAAAUGGUCACGUUCAAGUCAAUUCCAAAACAAAACAUGUCCUGCAGAGUUUUCAGCUUGAAUCUCAUCAGCCUGUUGGAAGGCAGAGCCCACCACUUCCCACUAUAGUUUCUACACAUUCAUUACAUUCAUCAUACACAGCAACUAAUGGGAUGCCUGACCUUUCACCACAAUCAAAUCUUGCUCCCAGUAUUGUGGAAAGUACUGUCAACAUUGCAUCUUCUUCACCUGUGCCAUCACCAUCGAUACCAGCACCGUCUGAGCCCAGUCAGGAAAAUAAUGCUGUGGAGUUGAACUACAGAAAUGCAUCUGAGGAUGUGAAUAUUAGUGAAGAACUACCAUCUUCUUCAGUCUUCAUCAAUCCUAGCCUUGAGUUUGUUGGUGACCCAGCAAGAAAUGUAAAAGUUCUUGGAAACCAUUUGGUGAAGGCUCGGCAAAAGACUAAACCCAAGUACGCAGCGCGCCACUUGGUUCGUGUCUUGUUCCCCAAGAAAACUUUAUUGUGCAGCAUCAUGGGAGCGAGUGCACGAGGGCGCAGGACACUGGAUCCAAACAAAAUUGCUGCAAUAAGAGAGUUUCUUGCAACUAACUUUCCAACCUAUGAUUUGAGUGAGCGUGGAAAAGACUGGAAAACCUGUAUCACAAAUGUCAAUUCUAUGAUCCGCUCCUUACGCUCUGAAAACAAAGCAAAGAAGACAACUGAGAGGAAAGAAGAAGUGUCUGAUGCUCCUGAUACAUCUCAUUGUGUAGAUUUAAAUGAUAAUGAAGAUAGUGGAGACAAUUCUCAGAAAAUGACUGGCUCCACAACUGACACAUUGCAGAAUUCAGAAUCGGAUAAGUUUCCAGAAGCUUUCCACACAUCUUCAGUCAGACAACAACAGUCUUUGGAACCUAUGGAACCUCUUGGGAGCCCGUGGCGCAAUGUUCAGUUGCCUUUCUCCGUAAUUUACGUCGCUAAGGGGAAGGUACGGCCGGAGUUGUCAGCUCGCUUCCUGAUUCGUCACAUGUUCCCAGAAGAGCUGCUGGUGAAAAGCAACGUGUAUGGUAGUCUUGAUCGUGGCAUGAGCCCACUGGAUUCCAAUAAAAUUAAUGCUCUCAGAGAGUUUCUUCAAGAGAAUUUUCCAUCCUUUGAUCUAAAUGAAAGUGGAUUUGAUUGGAAGGCAUGCGUGGCUGCCAUAAACAGCACAAUCCGCAGCCUCAGGCAUGAGCUGAAAAAGGCAACGUCUGGAACCCGCCAGAGAGCCCGCGCAGAGUCCCCCAGAAGAUCCCACUUCCGUAAAGCUGUCUCUCAGACUGAAGCUCUCUAGCAUCUGUCUCAAAUCUUAAUUUAGCAGGUUUUUAUUAAUUCCAUGUAAAAGCCUGUAAUAUCGAGCUGUCCUGUUCAAGUGAGGUGUCAGCAGCACAAAUAGCAUCACUUCAUGAGACCAAAAUUAGCAGAAGGCUUGGGAGCCUUAACUCUUUGCAUAGGUAGUGUUUGUGCUCCUCAGAAAUUAUUUUCAGUGUUCCCUGUAGCAUUUGCAAUGCGCAUCUUCUCAUGAUUCUCAAAGCAUCUUCUUCUGAUUCAUUGAAUCUGAAAGAUUAAUCUGGUUAGAAAAGAUGCACUGUGCAUCAAUUCAGCACAAGCAGAUGGAAGAGAGGAGAGGAAGGAGUGGUUCUCCUUGGAGGGUGAAUCAUAGCCAGUUAAAUUAUCUCAUUAUGUGUGAGGAAUGAAAUUUGCUUUGACAAUUGGGUAUCUUCAGCAAAAAUAUCAGAAAGGAAAAAAUAUUUUUAAUUGCAUUUAGUUAAUGCAUUUGUCGUAUCUGGACUUGAUGAUCUUCAAGGUCUUUUCCAACUAAUGAUUGUAUGAUCUCUCACAUUUUUGCCUCCUAUAUCCGUGGGGUUUUUGCAGGAUAAGAGGCAGACAACAAUGUAAGUACAGCUGGUAAUGUAUGGGGGAAUGAUGCCUUAAGUUUUAGCUUUCAUAUUUUCCAGAUCCUGUACUGCAUUAGUAUAUAACUUUGAACUUCAUGUGAAGUGUUAGCAGGUUCUCUUCACAGUUUAGUUAGACAAAACAAUCCUUUUCCAGCCUGAGAACCAAGGACACCAUUGCAGCUUCAGGCCCAGAAAGUAUAAACAGCGAAAUGAGAGGAGCGGUGUUGGAGGAUGGGACUGCUUAACCUGAAGCUGUAAUUGUACAAUUAACCCCAGUAUGUAAAUUGACCAAAGCUUAUGGAAGUGCAAAAACUCCUGACCCAUCGUCCAUCUUGGGCGUAGCCUCGGCCAGGCUCUUGUACUGCCCAAGGUGUAUCUUUUGAAAGCCUUUUAAUAAAUACCUACUUUAUUCCUUUAACACUGUCUAGCCUCUGUUCCAGGUAGCCUCUCAAGGCAUCAGUUACACUGCUUUGCUCUGAUUUAGCUGUACUAAAAGGACAAAAAAAAAACCAGUCCAAUGGUUAGUUCUGGGUUUUUUAAAUUAAAUUUAAGGAAAAUACUUCUUCAGGGUCCUGAACUUCACCAUCUCAUGGUUACUGUGGCUAAGACUUCACAUUUGCAGCAAAUGCCUUGCUGUAGGUGUAUGAGGCCCAGAAAAGCACCUGUUAAUAAUAAAUGUUCAUGCCCUUGCCUUUCCUUUGUGUCUACACAAGACUAAGAUUUAUUAGUGCACUAAGUUAUAUAUUUAAAGAAAAAGAACAGACAAACUAAUUGUAACAAACUAAUUUUCAAAAUCACUGGGAUGUUGAACUUUUACAAAUAAAUAAAAAUUAAUUACCGUAUAUAUUCAAUUUCAUAUCUUGCUCAGUUUAAUUUGUAAGUUAGAAUUCAAGAACAGUAACUGUACAGAAGUUAAUGGGAUUUUUUGUCGAGUAACUUCUUUGUUAUUUGGGGUUUUUUUAUUUGUUUGUUUUCAAGAAAGGAAGUAAUCAUAGAAUCAUAAAAUAUGCUGAGUUGUAAGGGACAUAUCAGGAUCAUAAAUUCCAACUCCUGACAGUGCAUAGGAUCAUCCCCAAAAAUGACACCAUGUGCCUGAGAGCAUUGUCGAAAUGCUUCUUGAACUCUGUCAGGCUUGGUGAUAUGGCCACUUCCCUGGGAGGCUUUGCUAGUGCCCACCUACCCUCUGGGUGAAGAACCUUUUCCUGAUAUCCAACCUAAACCUCCCCUGCUACAGCUUCAGGCCAUUCCCUCAGGUCCCAUCACUGCUCCUAAGAGGAAAGAGAUGAGUACCUGCCCCUCCUCUUCCCCUUGUGAGGAUGUUGAAGAUCACAAUGAGGUCUCCCCUCAGUCUCCCCCCGUCUGGCAAAAACCAGGUGACCUCAGCUGCUCCUCAUACAGCUUCUGCUCCAGACCCUUCACCAUCCUCAUGGUCCUCCUCUGGACUCACUAUAGCUGAAUGUGUUCCUUAUAUUGUGGUGCCUAAAACUGCUCCCAGCACUCAAGGUGAGGCUGCCCCAGUGCAGAGCAGAGCAGGACAAUCCCCUCCCUCUCCCAGCUGGCAGUGCUGUGCCUGAUGCCCCCCAAGACCCUGCUGACCCUCCUGGCUGACAGGGCAUUCCUGACUGAUCAACCAGGACCUCCAGGACCUUUUCCAUAGCUGCUCUCCAGCUUCUCCUUCCCCAGCUGCUGCAUGCAGCCAGGCUUGCCCUGUUCCAGGUGCAGAGCCCAGCCCUUGCCCUUGCUGAACCCCUACAGUUGGUGUGAGCCUUUCUGUUCGUGUUUCCCAGCAUCAGUCACACGGGCCUCGCAGUGACUGUACUGGCUGGCUGCUGUGAGAACUUGCCUUGCCACUUGUGUUGGGUCUGAGUGCAGUCUCAAAGGUCCAGUUUCUUCACAGAAGGAAGCUUCUUGGAAGACUGGCGUAGGGAGUGGAUUUUACCUCUGAAGGGUUGUGGAAACUGUGACUUCCAAAAUAACACCUGUACAUAGCAGAGUUAGAUGUAACUAAAUCUGUCCUCUCCAAGGCAAAGGUUUCAUAGUUUAUUUGUUAGCAGUAGGAUAGAACAGUGAAUUUACUCAUUCUCAAUUCAACUUCUGUUCAUAACAGACAGUCUUUAUGUACAGAGUAUAGGACCAGCUUUUUAAUUACAACUUAGGAUAUGCAAUGGCCUUAUCAAAUAUUAAAUCAGUUGGUAAUUUAAGUUCCUUCUGCCACCUCCUUGCAGAAGUCUGCUGUAGGAUUCAAGAAAGAGACUGAAUUUCUGAUUUUCUUUUCUUGGUAGAAAUAUUGUACUGAAAAUUCGGUUGUUCUGGUGUACUAUUAACAGGCUCUUCUGUUACUUGCUAUACAGUCCUUGUUGUAAAUGCCAAGAACUUUGUUGUGUAUAGGUAUUACUAGUUCCAAACCUCAGAAAAAGACAAAAAUGCUUAUAUUUUUUUCAGUAGUUUUAUUAAUUGUUUUCACUGCCCUUCACAGGUUUUAAUGGUGGAAGGAUAUAUUUAUUGAAUGAUGUGUCUGGCACUGAAAUCUGUUAACUAUGGUGUAUAUCUAUAGCUUCCAACUUGAAAAGAAAAUUGAAUUGAAGUAGAAAUAGUUUUCUUGUUUCUGUUUUAAAUGUAUCAAAUUUUCCUAACUUUUAUAAAGUACAAUUAAAGUAUUUUGCUGUUAGGAAUUAAGUAUUUUACAAAUAAAACUGCCAUAUAGUUCUUUGACUACA